Ectocarpus sp. CCAP 1310/34 is the source of this 672-nucleotide messenger RNA. NCBI's taxonomy places the organism in Eukaryota, Phaeophyceae, Ectocarpales, Ectocarpaceae. The record is from the annotation of a GenBank genome assembly.
UGGGGCCUGGCUGGGGGGUUGUUGUCCGCACUCUGCUGUCUGUCCAACUGCACAGGUGCUGUGCCUCCUGUGCUCAACAAUAUGGAGGACUCGCCGACGUCGGAGUCGCGGGGGAGGAGGAAGAUCAUGGAAGAGGACGACGACAGCGCGUCAAGCGAGAAAGGAGUUCCAGCAGCAGCGGCGGCGUCUUCCGCGACGGGCGGGGGCGGUGCGCUGGGUGGGACCGGGCUGUCGUCAGACAGCGAGGACGAAGAGGCUGAGAAUGAAGCCUUCAAGUCUACUCCGCGGAAAGGAGGCGGUGAUGCGGACGCGGAGAGCGGGGAGGAGGGGGGCAACAAGGUCAAGUCGGCAAUGAAGGAUCUGUUCGGCGACGACGAAGAGGAAGAGGAAGAAGAGGAGGAGGAAGAGGAGCAACCUGAAUCGGCGAAAGGAGGGGGGGGUGGAGGAGGAGGAGGAGGAGGUGGAGGGAGGUACGGGGCGGCUGGGGGGGGCUCGAGUGAGGACGAAGACAUGUUUGGGGAAGGUUACGGGGCGGGGGGUGCCCGCGGGGGGAGCAGCGACGAGGACGAGGAGAUGGAGGCCCCGCCUACCCCUCUCGAGGACCGGAAGCUCAAGGUAAGAAGAAGCAGGAAGAGCCCAGCCGCCGCGGAGAAAAGGCGGAUAGGAAGAUAG